Molecule: messenger RNA, 6425 nt
Organism: Branchiostoma floridae (Florida lancelet)
Lineage: Eukaryota; Metazoa; Chordata; Leptocardii; Amphioxiformes; Branchiostomatidae
Product: protocadherin-17-like
Exons: 3
Coding region: 1264-4983 (1239 amino acids)
Biological process (GO): homophilic cell-cell adhesion
Cellular component (GO): plasma membrane
Molecular function (GO): calcium ion binding
Source: RefSeq, a predicted model, not a curated record
GGGUCAGCGUCGUUAUGAAUGGUUAAACAAGACCGUUGACAUGCAAACGACCCUGCUCACCCCCGUCCCGCGUAAUGUGGGGGUCCAGCCAACAUAAUGCAGUAGUUUGUAAUAAACUGUGUACCGUAGAAACGCUUAUAUUUAGUACCCACAAAUGCCCUACAAAGCGCUGUCUCCCAUGAUAGAAACUGACAAUGAUAAAUCAUUAAUCAGGUAUACCCGUGGUGGUAGACCUAACGGAUCAGUAUGAUGGCAACGCAUUUAAGGCGAUGCACUUGGACUUCAUUCCGCGCCCGUGGCCACCAAAGGGAUAAUGCCAGAGUGAUUUAUAAAGAGGAGGGCAUUAGUUUUACAAUUUUCCUAGCCAUGCAUACAUUCAUGGAGGGCUGAGCGGGGCCGGGGGAAGCUCGGGUGGGCGGAGCGAUGGGUAGCGGAUAUGUGUGAAAAGAUUGAUCUGAUUGAGUGAGCGCGCGCACGCACGCCUGCCUCUCUCGGCAGUCGGAGCGCGUACAGUACAAAACCCCGCCUCCGGUUGUGAGGGGAGCUCAGUCGGCAGUCGGACACCACCGCGUGCGGACCUACCUACCCGGGACCCUAUCGCUUUCUCCUUACAUUCUACUCGGGCCGCUGUUACUCACCAGGCCGAGGGGUGACCAGAGCGCCGACGUGCUUUCCAAGGACUUAAGUGCUGGACACUGUGUAUUUAUGAUUUCUGUGUGCACAAGCGUUUUUCUCUACUGUGGAAACCUGAACGUUGCAGUGCUUCUCAUCUCCUCAAGGGUACGCGUUGAGUGCUUGUAGACUGUGACGGACCGCUGGAUUGUCUUCUAUUCAUUCUCACCGCUCGCCAAAGACAAGUUUGCGAAGGAAGGCCGUCUCGGCGGAGGUGCUGUAUCUUAUCGUCGGAUUCUCGCGGGCUGCGUUUGAAUUACUUGUAAUCUAUUUCGCCGAGUGCUACAAAGUGUUUCGUCGGAAGGAGGGAUUUGACUUUCAAUCGCUUUGGGGCGCCUAGACGGGUAGGAUUUUAUUUCGCCGGUCGGGAAGUCAAGAAAUGUGCGGCUGGAAACUGACGGAUUCUCAAAGAAAGGCGGACCGUUAGCGGUGAGGUGUCUCUCUCUAUCUCAUCAAUAGCCACACCGUCCUGAAGGCGUGGACUUAACGGGACUUUGCGCGGUAAGAGCUAUCUUGGUGCUACUCUUGAACAAAUCGUUUUUACGGGUUCGUCUUUUUAUCUGAGUGUGUAUAAAAGAGACAGGAAGAAAGAUGGAUCUUCUGAGGACUGUGUUUCUGGGGCUCCUUCUGGAGCUGAUCGGGGUGUCGUCCGCGCGGGGGAUCGAGUUCACGUAUCUGGUACUGGAGGAGGAACUAGCGGGGACGCAUGUGGGGAACCUGGCGCAGGAUCUCAUGGUGGAGCGCGCCUCGGUGCCGCGGACUUUCCAAUUCCUGACGGAGUCCCCGUACGUCGCGAUCAACAACAAGACGGGCGAGCUGACCACCAAGCGGGCGAUCGACCGCGAGCAGCUGUGUCCGCGGGCGCGGGUGUGCGAGCUGAAGCUGGAGGUGGCCGUGCUCCCCUCGCAGGUGUUCCAGCUCGUACAGGUGAAGAUCUCCGUGCAGGACAAGAACGACAACACGCCGAGGUUCCGCAGCACCGGCGAGCUGUCUUUGGACUUGUCGGAGGCGACGGCGGUGGACACGCGCGUGCCCUUAGACGGCGCCGUCGACCUGGACUCCGACAAGUUCUCCAUCCAGUCGUACACGCUCCAGUCUUCCUCGGACCACAUGCCCUUCACCCUGAACACGUUCACCGGGGUGGACGGCACGCUGAACGUGGAGCUCGUGGUCAACCAGCCGCUCGAUCGGGAGAGGCACUCCUUCUACCACCUCGUUCUCACGGCGAUCGACGGCGGGAACCCCAAGCUGUAUGACAGCCAGGUUCUCUUCGUGAACAUUCUGGACACCAACGACAACAGCCCGCUCUUUGACAAGGCCACGUACUCGGUCGACAUCAUGGAGAACACGCCCGUGGGCUCGCUCGUGAUCGACCUCAACGCCACGGAUCCCGACGAAGGCACGAACGGUGAGAUUGUCUAUUCUUUCGGUAGCACCGUGCCGGACUCUAUGAAGAAGUUAUUCGCGCUGGACUCUGUCACGGGAAAGUUGACCGUGGCGGCGCCUUUAGAUCACGAAGCGUCCGGAGGGCCAGUGUACCAGCUCACGGUCCAGGCGCAAGACAAGGGUGUCAACUCUGCGCCAACAUUUGCUACCGUCAUUGUUAACGUGGGGGAUAAGAACGACAACGCCCCUAAAAUUCGUCUGAACUUCGUGACCACCAAGAACGGGCCUGUGGUGUUGUCAGAGGACGUUCCCGUUGAAACGUUCCUCGCGUAUCUGACUGUAGUAGACAAAGACGGCGGGUUGAACGGCAAAGUGAACGUCACAUUACUCGGUACGGACGGGCUCUUUGGGUUACAGCUCGUCGCCGACAACCAGUACCUGAUCGUGACGAGGGCGCCGCUGGACAGAGAGACAAAGCCGACGUUUAACGUCACGGUGGCGGCGCGUGACGCUGGCACGCCGUCGCGCACCACGUACAAGUCCUUCAAGGUCGUCCUGACCGACGUGAACGACAACCCGCCCGACUUCGGCUCGGGGGAACUCCUCUUCGACCUGACGGAAAACAACGCGCCGGGCGUGUCGGUGGGGAGGGUGACCGCCACCGACCCGGACGAGGGAGACAACGGUGUGGUCCGGUACUCCAUCCGCGACGACCGCCCCACCAAGCGCGUCUACGUCGACCCCGUGUUGGGAACAAUCGUGGUCAACAACGCCAUGGAUCGGGAGGAGACAUCCCUGAUCGAGGUGACGGUUGUUGCUACUGACAGCGCAACCCCGCCUUUAGAGGGCACCGCCAAACUGAAGAUUAAAAUCCUGGACGAAAACGACAACGCACCGUCCUUCUAUAACAACAGGUACGCGUUCCACAUCGCCGAGUCGGUGGAGGUGAAGACGCAGGUGGGACAGGUGAUCGCCGCCGACAGGGACACAGGUAGGAACGCUAAACUUGCCUUCGCCAUUUCCUCCGGGGACAUGUUUGGGAAAUUUUCCAUCGAUCCGCAAAACGGGGAGCUGUACACCACGGGAAAACUGGACUACGAGCAGAAGAAGAAGUACGAGUUAGUGGUGAGCGUUCGCGACAACGGCGACCCACAAAAGGACGCGAAAUGCAUCGUUAACAUCUUCAUACAAGACGUGAAUGACAAUGCUCCUAAGAUCACCUUUCCCAACACGAACAAAAACGUGGUGUACGUCCCGAUAACGUCCAAGCCUGGAUUUUUAGCUACAAGUAUUCAAGCCACAGACGCAGACGAGGGAGCGAAUGGGGAACUGUCCUACUCCAUCACCAAUGGAAAUAGGAGGGGAAUCUUUGCUAUUUCUGAUAAAGGGGACAUCAGGACUGUGAAAGUGCUGAAGAAGAGCUGGGAGGGGCUGCACAGCCUGACCAUCACUGUGACCGAUCACGGCGCGACGCCUCAGUCCGCGUCCACCGUCAUCAACAUCAUCCUGGACAGUACCGUCACUUACAACGGCACGCAGGUGAUCGGAGGCGGUCGCUAUGGCGACUACAUCCCCAGCAACCAAUCGGCACAGGAGUGGAACAAGGCUCACAUCCCGGCGAGCCAGGAUGAUGAUCGCUUCAGCAUCCCCAUCAUCAUCGUGAUCGCGCUGAGCGCAGUCCUGGUCCUCCUGGUCUCCAUCGUGGUGAUCGUCAUCAUCAAGUGCCGGAGGCUGAACAAGGAGGACCGGACGUACAACUGUCGCCAGGCGGAGACCACGCGUAGCAACAGCACGGGCAGCCUCGCCCGCGGGCAGAAGAGGAACAACCAGCGCGACCUGGUGGUCACCAUCAACGAAACUCCCGUGGAGAUCGACUACAAGGUCAACAACCGGAAGGAGGAUCCCGACGGACAGGAGAGCUCGAGUCCCGAGUCGCUCGCCGACACGUCCCCGCCGGACUCAGAGUCGAAGCUCCUGAAGAAGGAGGUACCCGCGGGAGAAGAACACGAUGCAGACGAAUCCGGAGCAGAGCACAAGGAGGGGUCGGAGAGGGGAGACGAAGAAUCAGAGGUCUCCCGACUUUUAACGAGACUGAAAGGUCAAAACACAUCAGACGACAGCCUGAACACGGUACUCAGUAACCAUGACAGCGGGCGUGGCGAUAGCGACAGGGAGGUUCGUGCAAACAGCGCCUGCGGUUCACCAGUUGACCUUCGACCCCAAAGCUGCGACGGGAGUUCCAUGAAAGGAGAAACCGCAAGCGAGACCGAACCAGACCUGCCGCCGCCGCCGCCCCCUACUACCGUCCUGUCCCGGUGCACCUCGGAGUGUCGCAUCCUUGGACAUUCCGACCGAUGCUGGAUGCCGGUUCCCCCAAACAACCAUAUCCCCAAUCCAAGCACUACUGGAAACAGCCGUUCUUCCCCUACUCACCCGAGUAACAUCGUCAAGGCCUCGAAAAACCUCUCCCCCAACCACAAACUCCACAGCCCCGAAAACCUGAAAAUCCUGGGUCGUGUUAAGGACCUGCACAACGAAGUGAUGAACCACAUCGCGAAUCAACCGCGAGAAAACGUGUCAAACAGCAGGAAGAACCACCACGUGACUUUCUCGGACCAGAGGCCGUCGCCCUCCGGGCACGCGUACACGUCCCCGAGUCACAAAAACCUGGACAACCCCGAGGAAAACAUAAAAUAUGUUCCUUACUACGACGACCCAAGAUUUACAGGCCACGAGGGGCCGAGAAUGAGCAAGAAGCCGCUGUGCUUGAGCACGUUUGAUCCGCACGGCACCAUAAGGAGUACCAUGAACAGUCGGCUGAGUGCAGCGAGUUCAGACGACAGCCACGAACCGAGUUUGUACCAUGGUCGAGACAUGGUGGAUUUAUUGGACGCUGUACGGCAAAGUCCGACGAGCACGCUAUAGCCCUCGCACAACAGAGACUGGUUCUUAAUGGACCUAUGUGUAAUGUAAUCUCUCCAAGCAGAUGUAGCAGUUGGGCAUGUUUUGAGCCUAAUUGGCAGAUUAUCCAAAGCUUGGUUCAACAGUCGAAGCACAGGGGAAAUUCAGGAGAAACACAGCAUGCAGUUAUAUGCAUGCAGAGAUAUCUCUGAGUGUUUUCUCCUGACAAUUUUUCCUUACAGUUUUUCUGAAGGAGCACAUUUCUUACAGUCACCUAUCUGGCUGUAAAAAAAUGUGGCCGUCCAGAAAAAUGUACAGACGAUCUCCAGAAAGACAAAAACACCACCAAAUGUGCUCAAAACAACUCCAACUCCUAUGUCUGCUUGGAGAAUAUGUGAAAUGUACAAAAGAAAGUUUUAAAAGGGCCGCUACAGGGAGAAGCUCUCACCUCAACAGCACAGGGAUGAAUGAAAAUCAUCAAAAUCGUUGGUCAACAUUACAUAUUAAAGAUCGCUAUUAUCUGUGAAAAUUGAAGAGACACUUGCUAUAAGCAGUGGAAAUGUAAAUUAUAAGAUGUGCAGAGUCUAUUGUAACGUUUGCUUUGUAUUGUUGGACCAAAGCAUUGCCUCUCUUCAAUCUGCUCCUCAUCACACAAAUGCUUACAACAUCCCGUGAGGGUUCUGCUGCAAGUUAUGGCUCAUUUUCAAUAAAAUUAUGAUAGUAUUUAAAGGAUAUUGAGAGAGAAAGCUAUUAAAGAAUCAGAUUUGAUAUGUUGGAAAAACUGAAAUUUGUACAGGCACACUAUUUUUGUGACGCACUACGCCGAAUAGGUUGCAAAUUAGUACUUGAAUCCACUAUAUUUUUUUGUGAUGAAAGCUUAAUGUUAAUGUUGUUGUUGAAUGAUAUGAAAUUGUGAAUAGAUUUGUCACCUUGUUUAUAGCAUGAUGUUCAUCCUACAAACUCUCUCUUUUGAGGAACGAUGAUCUGUAGCCUGUGUCGCUUGCACACUUUGGGCUACUCCAAUUUACUUCCUUGGUUUUCAGACAUUUUGAGGUGAAAAAAAUAGCAAGUGGAGCACAAAACAGGGAGGAAAACUUCAAUCUGACUGUAUUCACAGCAUAAAACUGAGUGUGCCAAGAUAUAAACCUGGUCCUCAUGCUUUAAUUCUGUCAUGUUUCUCAAAUUAAGCAUAUUUUCUAAGAAUCUGAGAACCUAGAAAUCAAACUGGAGUGGCCUUUGGUGAACUAUGAAAUAGUGUAUGCAUCGAGUGAAUUUGGAGAAAGCCAGCUCAACUGAAGAGCAAUGGGACAAUGGUGGUUUGUUGUGACAGCGUUAAGCAACUUUUGUUAUGCUAAAAGACAAGCACCGUUACAUCAAUUCCUCCCAUUCCAUACGCACUCAAGCUUCAGCCUCAUGCCGUCUCGUCUUUGUUAUGUUAAUAAAAGUUGUACAUACUUCACUUCCAA